GCGCAGCACACGCUCACCUGCACGCCACACACGCCUAUCUAGCCAACCGCACCCUUCGAGCUCGCCUCGGUCGUCGCUCCACCUCGUCGAACCUUCACACGUCGUCGCAAGAUGCUCGAUCUCUCGCUCCCGACCUCGAUGGACGGCUUUACCAGGUCCAUCUCGGUCAUCCUGACGAGCGAGAUUGGCGACCGCACCUUCCUCAUUGCCGCCAUCCUCUCGAUGCACCAUCCUCGCGUCACCAUCUUCGCCGCCGCCCUGUCGGCCCUCGGCGUCAUGUCGUUCCUCUCGGCCCUCCUCGGCAACAUCCUCCCCGGCCUCUUGCCCAAGCAGUACACGACGGCCGCCGCCGCCGUCCUCUUCUUCGUCUUUGGCGCCAAGAUGCUCAGCGAGGGCCUCGAGAUGGAGGGCGGCGAGGCCGGCCGCGAGAAGCUCCAGGAGGAGCUGCGCGAGGUGCAGAAGGAGGUCGAGGAGGCCGAGGAGGAGGUGACGGGCCGGCCGGGCGGGCUCGCGCUCGACGACAUGGAGGAGGGCCGACGAGCGACGGGUUCGGCCGCGCACGCCGAGUCCGACGAGGGCCUGCCGCAGCCGGUGACGGGCCGCGCACGGAGCAAGAGCCUGUCCAAGGCCAAGGACAGCGCCGUCGCGAGCGUGCGGGACGGCGUCAAGAACCUCGCCCAGCUCCUGUUCAGCCCCAUCUUUAUCCAGGCCUUCAUCCUCACUUUCCUCGCCGAGUGGGGCGACCGCAGCCAGAUCACGACCAUCGCCCUCGGCGCAGCGCAUAACGUCUGGAUCGUCACGUUCGGCACGACCCUCGGACACUCGGUCUGCACGGGUGGAGCAGUCCUCGGCGGCCGGUGGAUCUCGCAGCGCAUCUCGCUCAAGCACAUCACCCUUGGCGGCGCCGUCCUCUUCCUCAUCUUUGGCAUCAUGUACUCGUACGAGGCGUGGUACUUUGUCGAGGAGCCGCUCGACGCACUCAAGUCGUAAAGACGGGGCUCGAGCGCGAGGGGUGGAGGCUCGAGAAGGGCUUUCUUGGGGCGGCAGGGCGUAAUGCGAUACCUUUAGACUUCUC
Messenger RNA from Rhodotorula graminis WP1, 1075 nucleotides. RefSeq lists its product as uncharacterized. The transcript is spliced from 5 exons. The coding region runs from base 112 to 990 and encodes 292 amino acids. Gene Ontology annotation, cellular component: fungal-type vacuole membrane; Golgi apparatus. NCBI's taxonomy places the organism in Eukaryota, Fungi, Basidiomycota, Microbotryomycetes, Sporidiobolales, Sporidiobolaceae. Gene Ontology annotation, biological process: Golgi calcium ion homeostasis; calcium ion transmembrane transport; manganese ion transmembrane transport. The record is from RefSeq and is a predicted model, not a curated record. Gene Ontology annotation, molecular function: manganese ion transmembrane transporter activity; calcium ion transmembrane transporter activity.